UGUUUGAAAGUUGAUGCUGUUUCAUCUUUCAAAAUAUUUAGCAAAAAAAUUUGCUCAAUUUGAAUUUCGACUUAAUUACAAAAAUAAAUAAACAUAUUGGUAUUAUCUAUGUCUGAAACAGAACGACAGAAUUUAAUGGAGCAAGAUGGUGUCACAGGUGCUAGCGGCGAUCAGCCUGCAAAUGAACGAGAGGCAUAUUUUCAGGCAUUAAGAUUAUGGAUACAACAGGCUCAAAUGUAUCAAAACUUAUCGUCAUGUUUUCCCUACUAUAUGAUGAGUUUACAGGGCAUCCAAAGCAAUCAAACGAAUGUUCCUUUACUUAAUAAUAACUACCAAUUUCAAGGACAACAGUUUCCAUUUCAAGUCCCGAUACCUCCGAGAGCCACCCCUGACGCCCAAGCUCCAGUUCCAACAUUAAGUCCUACUGAAGUUAUUCAAAGGCAUGGUGGCUAUGAGUAUGUUAUUCCUCCACUUUAUAAGAGGCUCUUAGCUGAAUUUAUAGAUUUCAUGCUGUUGUUUAUUUUAAAGCUCAUAGUUACCUUCAUAGCUGUGGAUAUGUUUGACAUCAUUGAUUUAGAAAAAUUUGAUAUUAACAAAUUAAGUGAAAACUAUGAUGACUACAAAUAUGCCAUGGAACUGACAUCGGAAAUUUUAUUACUGGAAAUUAUUUACAGGAUUAUUGUUUGUUUCUUUGAGGCAUACUGUCUGAGUGGCGGUGUUGGACGUUUGGGAGGUAUGACACCAGGCAAAGGAUUACUUGGUCUUCGAGUGGUCACAGCCUCUGCAGUUGUUCUUGUAGAAGGCCGUCCUAAGGAAACAGUCCUGUUAUAUCCGGGUCGACCACUUUCUUUUACUGUAGCAUUGGUACGCUCACUCCUAAAAAAUUUCCUCAUAUCUCUCUUAUUUCCUCUAUGUCUUAUUUUGUUUGUAUUCCGUUUUAACAGGACAGGGUAUGACCUGUUAUGUGGUGUCAUAGUUGUUGAAGAAAAUUUAUAUCCCCCAAGACGACAUGCACCAUAAUUUUUUCAAAUUAUCUAAUAAUUAUUGCAUAGGUACAAAUAAAAUAUUCUUUAUUUAAAUGUAUCUGAAUGUGAUUGUGAAUUAAUAAAAAUGUAUCAAGAAACAAAAUUAUCUUGGAAACAGAUACUAGGUUUUGUAAGAGAAUAUAGAAUAGAUAAAAUAGAUUUUGCUAUUUCCUACAAAAAUCUCAAUAUUUCGCUGCAUAAAAAUAAAUUUGAAAUUCAAAAUGCUACUAUAGGUAGAUUUGGCUUUUGGAAAUAAUCUAUUUUAUUUUGUAUAUGUAUAUCCUGAUUCUUAUAGUAUUCACCUAUUUGCACUGACUCUUCUAAGAGGACUAUUAAUAAGACCAAAGAUGCAAUCAAUUUUUAUAAUGUCCAGUUUUUUCAUUUAUUUUUAUAUUAAGCUCCUUGUACUAAGCUCAGUCAAGAAAUAUUACUUCAUAAGACAUGUGUUUUGGCUGCUAACCAAUUUUAAAGAAUAAAUUGGAAGUGUUAAAUCCAAGUUGUAGUUGUGCCAUAAAAAUCCUACACACAUGCAAUUAAUGUAUUUUUUUUAUAAAAAUCACUUGCUAUCUAUAUCAAUUCAGGGAUUGAGGUAUUUCUUCUAAUCACAUAAUAUAAACAGAAAUGAUUCAUCAAAAACUAAUGAUGCACAAGAAAUGUAAACUUUAAUUAUAUUUGUGCUAUUGUUAUACACUUUUUUUUGUAGAUAAUUUUUUUUCUUCAUGAAAUUAAUGUUUUUAAGCCUUUCAAUGUUUAUAACUUUAUAAAACCUAAGUUGUAUUCUUGUUAUUUUUUUUUGUUGUUUUCAGUAUCUUAUAGGUAACAUCUGGUAUGGGUAUGGAGACUUUGAUUAUAACACUAUCAUCCAAGUUGUAAGCUAGAAUUACCAAAUUUAUUUCACUUUUAUUUGGGAUAUUUCAGACUUUUUUUUGUUUUAAAACGAUGUAAUUUAGUUGAACGUCAUUUAUUCUUUACUAACAUUUUUAACUUUUCUUUUAACUUUUAAAAAAUUUGAAUAGGGUCUUGAUGCAAGUAGUGUUAACUUUGCCAAUAAACCUAUAAAACA
Molecule: messenger RNA, 2088 nt
Organism: Pieris brassicae (large cabbage white)
Lineage: Eukaryota; Metazoa; Arthropoda; Insecta; Lepidoptera; Pieridae
Product: protein FAM8A1
Exons: 4
Coding region: 109-1020 (303 amino acids)
Source: RefSeq, a predicted model, not a curated record